Molecule: messenger RNA, 2440 nt
Organism: Drosophila miranda
Lineage: Eukaryota; Metazoa; Arthropoda; Insecta; Diptera; Drosophilidae
Product: uridine-cytidine kinase-like 1
Exons: 7
Coding region: 510-2348 (612 amino acids)
Cellular component (GO): cytoplasm
Molecular function (GO): kinase activity; ATP binding
Source: RefSeq, a predicted model, not a curated record
AGAGAGCCACCUCACGAGAACAGUUAUAAACGCAAUGGCAAUAACAAAAACAGCAAUAAGCAAACAGUCGAUUCGACGUCGCGUCUUCGUCUUCUCCCUCCCCUGCCGUUAUAUAUACCUACCUUCGCAGUAGCAGAGAGCCGCUGGCAGCGCAGCUUUUUAACCUUAGCUCUGCACUCACACUUUUUUUUGUCAGUCAAUCCCACAACCCGCGUGCUGCUUGCUGCUUACACUUUAGCCGGUGCUCGCAUUUUGUUAGAUAUCGAAUAAAUAUUUCUCACAACGCAAAAAACUGAACAAACCCCGAGGAAAAUAACAGCUUUAUUCAUAGCCAGUCCAUACCACACCACAUGUGAUCGUGCCGGCCCAUGUGCAAGCAUUAUUCUGUUAUUGUGUGUCGUGUGUGAGUACGCCAGGCGAGUGAUUGACCCAUUUUGGCACCGCCGGCAGCGAACGACUCUCACGCCCACGCCACGCCAGCGCUAGUCCCGUACUUACGUUAGAGAAAAAUGAGCAGCAUCACGUUUUUGUGCAGCAAGUCGAAUGGCAACAACAAUCACAGCGAUGUCCAAAGGAGAAAACCAGCAUCAGCAUUUACAUCUGCGUCCGCAUCCGUCGCCGUUGCCGCCGCCAGCGGUCUACUAACCAUCGCAGUCCAGCCGCAGCAGCAGUCAAAGGUUAAGGCCGCCGCUGCCGUAGCCAAAACCAAUGGGCACAUCGAUGAUCGUUCCGAUGUGACAGAACCGCUCUACGUCGAUCCCUAUGCGGAUCUGGGCAAUGGGAAUAUCGGCGGCGGGGAUAUUCUAUUCUGCUGCCCGGCCUCGCCCACAACAGUGCCUACCAAGACGGCGCUGGAGUCGCCUAUACGACGUGCUGGGCGGCGCCAGCGCACUACAUCGAUUGGUAAUCAGACAACUACCGCAAAUCCGUCCGAGUGCAUUAUACGGGCCAACAAUCGUACCAUCUAUACAGCCGGUCGUCCGCCAUGGUACAACUGUGCCGGUCAGCAGGUGGAGCCCUUUGUCAUAGGAAUCUGCGGCGGCAGUGCAUCGGGGAAGACAACUGUGGCCGAGAAAAUCAUAGAGAGCCUUGAUGUGCCCUGGGUAACUUUGUUGUCCAUGGACUGUUUCUACAAGAUCCUGAAUGAGAAGCAGCACGAGCAAGCUCUGAUCAACGAGUACAACUUUGAUCAUCCGGAUGCCUUUGACAUCGAGUUGCUGAUCGAUGUGCUCACGAAGCUGAAGGAGGGCCGCAAGGUGGAGGUCCCGGUAUAUAACUUUGUCACCCAUUGCCGUGAGACCCAUACGAAGACCAUGUACGGCGCCAAUGUCAUCAUAUUCGAGGGCAUUCUCACCUUCCACAGUCCUGAGGUCCUCAGGCUGUUGGACAUGAAGAUAUUCGUGGACACAGAUCCGGAUAUACGUCUGGCCAGGCGCCUGAAGCGCGACAUUUCACAACGUGGACGCGACCUGAGGGGUGUGCUCAAGCAAUACCUGAACAUGGUGAAGCCUUCGUAUGCCAAUUAUAUAGCCCCAACCAUGGCCCAUGCGGAUAUCAUCGUGCCACGAGGCGGCGAGAACAAAGUCGCCAUCCAUCUCAUUGUACAGCACGUGCACACCCAGCUGCAACUGCGCGGGUUCAAGCUGCGCGAGACGCUGGCCAACUGGCCAACGUACAAGGACCAGCCAAUGCCACAUUCUCUGCAUUUACUGGACCCCACGCCCCAAAUCAAGGGCCUACACACGUUUAUCCGUUGCCGGAAUACGUCCAGAGAUGAGUUCAUCUUUUAUUCAAAGCGCCUUAUUCGCCUGGUCAUCGAGUAUGCCUUGAGCCUGUUUCCCUUCAAGAUGACCACUGUGGAGACACCGCAGGGAGUGCUAUACGAAGGCAAGCGCAUGGCCUCUCGAAAGAUCUGCGGCGUUUCCAUAUUGCGUGCCGGCGAGACCAUGGAGCAGGCCGUCUGUGAUGUGUGCAAGGACAUACGUAUUGGGAAAAUCCUCAUACAGACCAAUCUUAAGACCGGGGAGCCAGAGCUUUACUACCUGAGGCUGCCCAAAGACAUAAAAGACUACAAGGUGAUACUAAUGGAUGCCACCGUUGCCACUGGGGCUGCGGCCAUGAUGGCAAUUCGUGUCCUCCUAGAUCACGAUGUGCCCGAAGAUAACAUCAUUCUGGUCUCGCUGCUGAUGGCCGAAAUCGGUGUACACUCCAUUGCAUAUGCCUUUCCUAAGGUUAAAAUCGUUACUUCCGCUCUAGAUCCGGAGAUUAAUAGUAAGUUUUAUGUAAUACCCGGCAUUGGUAACUUUGGCGAUCGCUACUUCGGCACGGAGCCCUCGGACGACUACUAGAGAGAAGGCCACUCGACUACUGUGGACAAGCAACAAGUUUCUAAUGUAUCCUAGGCUAAGUUGAAAGCGUUACUUAAAUUAUGAAUUCGUAA